AUGGGUAGACUAAACAAUGAAUGGCUGCUGGGUUUGGUCAUACCUCUCUGUGUGUGCCAUCAAUUGCUGAUGGGAGAUAGGACAUUGUUCCGGCUACAAAAUGGGUGCAUGAUCCUGGUAACUGAUGCAUGGGCCUUGCAAGAUACGUCUAUAGAAUUGGCUAUAGGUACUAAGCACAGAAGACCAUCGGACCCCUGUGGAGCCAGACCCCACUGCUUCACCCAUGUGGUCAAAGCUGCUCCCUGGAUGUCAAGGGUUGGCCAUUCUUGUGGUGUCAGUAGUGAGUGCUUGGAUGAAUGUGAGAUCUAUAGGCUGGUGAUGCAGAUGGUGAUGGGAAGAGACAGUAGAGAUGCCAACACACUCCCUGGACGGUGUUUCUGGAGGGAAAAGGCCCUGGUCUAGCGAGCCAGUGGAAUGUGCUGUGGCAGAAAAUCCACAGGCUCUGGAAUCUGACUGUCAGAGCUUGGGCCCUGGAUACAGUGUCUACCACCUUUGUGAUCUGUGGCAUGUUAUUUAGUAUCUUGGAGCCUCAGUUUCACCUUCUGUAUUAUUAGGGUAAUAAUGUUUUCUUUUGGGGCUUUUGGUGAGGAUUAAAUGAUAUAU
Messenger RNA from Nomascus leucogenys (northern white-cheeked gibbon), 603 nucleotides. RefSeq lists its product as uncharacterized. The record is from RefSeq and is a predicted model, not a curated record. NCBI's taxonomy places the organism in Eukaryota, Metazoa, Chordata, Mammalia, Primates, Hylobatidae. The transcript has a single exon. Bases 1 to 402 code for a protein of 133 amino acids.